Vicia villosa (hairy vetch) is the source of this 819-nucleotide messenger RNA. RefSeq lists its product as uncharacterized. The transcript is spliced from 2 exons. The coding region runs from base 1 to 819 and encodes 272 amino acids. The record is from RefSeq and is a predicted model, not a curated record. Lineage: Eukaryota; Viridiplantae; Streptophyta; Magnoliopsida; Fabales; Fabaceae.
AUGCCUAAGGCGGUUGUUACAGACCAAAAUAUCGCGUUGAUGAAUGCGGUGACAAAGGUAUUUCCUUCUUCUAAUGCAUUAUUUUGUCGAUAUCACAUAACAACGAAUGUGAGAAGUCAGGUUAAACCCACGAUAGGAACGAAACAAGUAGAAGUCGAAGGUGCAAAAUUGGUGAAGAAAGUGUAUGAAAAGUAUCCUGCUUUAUUGAAAUAUAUUGAAAGCACCAUUCUUGAUCAAUUGAAUGAGAAGAUUGUAUGUGCAUGGACUGAUAAUGUCCAAGACCUUGAGAAUACAACCACUGACAAAGUUGAGUCGGCCCAUGCUAGUUUGAAAAAUUGGUUAGGUAAUAGUAAGGGGGACCUGUGUUAUGAUUGGGACUCUGUAAAUAUCAUGAUUAAACACCAACAUAAUGAGAUACAAACCACAUUUGGUCGGAGUAUAACGGUGUUGGAGCAUCAAUUUAAGGAUAAUAUUCUUUAUUCUCAAUUGAUCAGCAAUAUGUCUCGGUCAGAGUUGAACUAUAUUUUUCACGAGGCCAAACAAGGUGAAACGGUAGGUUCCGUUAGCGAAAAGUGUGAUUGCACUACUUUAAAAACAUAUGGUAUCCCAUGUGCUUGUGUCAUUGCUAAAAUGGUGAAACUAGGUGAGCCAAUAAGAAUAGAUGAAGUUUUCCCUCAUUGGAAAAGAACCAGUUUUGAAGAUGACGGUUGUAUGGAAGGAGGUAAAUUGAAUAUUUCUAUUUUGACUGAAUUGAAAGCGAUACAAGAGAUAUUUUCGAAGGCCGAUGAAAACAUGAAACUCCACAUCAAAGAACAAUAG